Messenger RNA from Pogona vitticeps (central bearded dragon), 1563 nucleotides. Lineage: Eukaryota; Metazoa; Chordata; Lepidosauria; Squamata; Agamidae. The record is from RefSeq and is a predicted model, not a curated record.
UGCUUUCCAAAGCUAGAAAUCUGCAAGCUUUUCCUUUAUGGACUACAGAUCCCAGAAUCCCCAGCCUACGGAGUUUCAAAACAUGUUAUUUCCAGGAUUUGUUUCUCCUUUUACAGGCACCACAAAAGACCCCCCAAGGAGACGUCUUGAAAGGGUCACCCAAAAGGGAGGCCACGAAGGAGAGGCUUCCCAGCCGCUGGCAGGCAGGCGAGCACCGGGAGACGGACAGGUGCUGUCGGCAACAUGACCACUGCCACCACGUCAUCCACCCCUUCACCUACAAGUACGGCUACCGGAACUACCGCUGGCACACCAUCAGCCACUGUGACUGCGACAACCAGUUAAAAGCCUGCUUGAGGGCUGUGAAUGACACGGCCUCCCGGGUGGUGGGCCAGGCCUUCUUCAACGUCAUCCAGGUGCCCUGCUUCAAGUUCAUCUACAAAGAGCAGUGCGUGGAGCCUUACCUUUACAUGUGGUGCAAAAACUACAGUAUGGUGGCAGUUGCUGUCCCCCAAGAACCGGUGCUGUAUGAAUAUGGUGGAGAAGUCAUAGAUGGGCCAGCGACACGCCGGACAACGGUGGCAACACCCUCUUCCACUGCGAUGCCACCGGACGGCAGCCUCCACCCACCAAAACCGGGGCAGCCUGCCACGGCAGCCACGGAGACCCCUGGCUUCCCGGCGAGGACAGAUCUCUCACCAAAGAAAGGCUGGAAAGGAAAAGACCGGAAAGGCAAAAGGAAGGGGAAGGGGCGGAAAAGCAGGAAGGGCAAGGGGCUGAAGAAGAAAACGGGGGAGAAGGCCAAGGUGUCGCCUGGCGAAGAAACCACCGCCUCGCCCAAACGCCUGGCGGCCCACGAAGUGGGCAAGACGGACUUGGAGGCCCUGGCUGGAUUUCCAGAUCUGAGAGAGGAGGAUCCCUUCAAUGCGAUCCUCAGCGACGACCCCGGAGGAGGAACUCACCUGCGAGCGACCAAAGACAACGAUGACGACGCCGAGGCCGAGAGCAAAGCAGCGGGCCGUGGAAGAGCCACCCCUGGGCCCCGGACCCCUGCCGCGCCUGCCAGGAGGCAGCGGAAAGGCAGGAGGCAGCGGAAGAAGGCGCGGGGGGACUCUGCACCCAGCUGAGACUCGGGGAGGGGUGGGGAGAGCGGGAUGGCUUCUACUGUGGGCUGCUUGGAGCCACGUAAUAAACCAGCAAAGCACAGGCAACCCAAAGAUUUUCCUAAAUAAACUAUUUUGUGCCCUAAAUCUAUCAGCAAUUCCACCAGGACAGGUGGGAGGGUGGAUGCAUCCGGCUGGAAGGGAAAUCUGGAACAGCAAGCGGAUCGUUAAAGCACCAAUUCUGCCAAGCCGCUCCAAGGAGCGCAACCCCCUGGUGUUAAAAUACCCCUGUUCAGGCAGGCCAUCUUUACUUCCAUGUUAAAAUAUACAUUAAAAAAAAGUAGAUCACAUUCUGCUAAACUAUGCCAAGGAGCACAGGGUCUGCUGUGGCCUCGUACAGCUUAAUCGGUUUUCGACAGAUCCAGAGAUCCCCCGCGUUCAGGCCCCCCAAUUUUUAAAU